Molecule: messenger RNA, 2429 nt
Organism: Xenopus laevis (African clawed frog)
Lineage: Eukaryota; Metazoa; Chordata; Amphibia; Anura; Pipidae
Gene: bace1.L
Product: beta-site APP-cleaving enzyme 1 L homeolog
Exons: 9
Coding region: 46-1557 (503 amino acids)
Biological process (GO): amyloid-beta metabolic process; proteolysis; membrane protein ectodomain proteolysis
Cellular component (GO): lysosome; membrane; plasma membrane
Molecular function (GO): aspartic-type endopeptidase activity
Source: RefSeq, a predicted model, not a curated record
CCCCCUCCACUGAGAUCCAGAGGGAAGGAGGAGCAGGUCAGAAAUAUGGAGCUUGUGCUUUAUGCCCAUGGAGGCAGCAUCUUGCUGCUGGUGCUACUACCUUGCUUCCUGCCAGCAGCUGGGCAAGUGGCCAUCAAGUUACCCCUGAAGAACUGCCCAGGAACCUGCUCGCCCCCGGGAUACAGAGCCAAACGUUCAGUGGAGAAAGGCACAGAACAGGACACCAAUUUCCUGGAUAUGAUAGACAACCUUAGGGGAAAGUCUGGUCAAGGGUAUUAUGUGGAAAUGAGGGUGGGCACUCCCCCCCAGACGCUAAAUAUUUUAGUGGAUACCGGCAGCAGUAAUUUUGCUGUGGGCGCUGCUCCUCACCCCUUCCUAAAGAGAUAUUAUCACCGCCAACGCUCCAGAACAUACAGAGACGUUCGAAGAGGGGUAUACGUUCCGUACACCCAGGGGAAGUGGGAAGGUGAGCUAGGCACAGAUUUGGUGACAAUUCCACACGGCCCCAACGUUACUGUCACCGCCAACAUUGCUGCCAUCACUGAUUCUGACAAAUUCUUUAUCAAUGGAUCUAACUGGGAGGGUAUCCUGGGGCUUGCAUAUGCUGAAAUUGCAAGGCCAGAUGACACCCUAGAACCAUUCUUUGACUCCCUUGUGAAGCAGACCAGAGUACCUAAUAUUUUCUCCCUUCAGUUGUGCGGAACAGGAUUCCACAUUAAUGAAAGUGACACAAUUGCCUCUGUGGGAGGAAGCAUGGUAAUUGGCGGCAUUGACCAUUCUCUGUAUAUUGGCAGUAUCUGGUAUACACCAAUUAGAAAAGAGUGGUAUUACGAGGUCAUCAUAGUGAAAAUUGAAAUCAACGGACAGGACCUACACAUGGACUGUAAAGAGUACAAUUAUGACAAAAGCAUUGUAGAUAGCGGCACCACGAACCUACGUCUACCAAAGAGAGUGUUCGAUGCAGCUGUAAAAUCCAUUAAAGCAGCAUCCGCGACUGAGAAAUUUCCUGAUGGCUUCUGGAUGGGGGAGCAGUUGGUCUGUUGGCAGGAGGGCACCACCCCAUGGCACAUAUUCCCUGUAAUUUCCUUAUAUCUAAUGGGCGAGGUUGCUAAUCAGUCUUUCAAGAUCACAAUCUUGCCACAGCAAUAUUUGCGUCCGGUGGAAGACAUUGCCACAGCUCAGGAAGAUUGCUACAAGUUUGCAGUGUCCCAGUCCACUACUGGAACCGUCAUGGGUGCUGUCAUUAUGGAGGGCUUUUAUGUUGUGUUUGACCGUGCCGAUAAACGCAUCGGAUUUGCUGUUAGCGCCUGCCAUGUGCAUGACUAUUUCCGGAUGGCUUCUGUGGAAGGCCCAUUUUUUGCGUCUGACCUUGAGGACUGUGGUUACAACACACCGCAGCUGGAUGAGUCAGCAUUGAUGACGACAGCUUAUGUGAUGGCCGGUGUCUGUGCACUCUUCAUGCUUCCUCUCUGCCUCAUGCUAUUUCAGUGGCGCUGCUUCCGCUGCUUAAAACGGGCAAGAGACGAUUUGGCCGAUGACAUCUCUUUGCUAAAGUGAAACAGUUUCUGCUUCCACUCAAGAAGCAGCAGCAUUUGAUGACCUAAUGGAGGGGACCUGUACAACCUGAGCACCUUCCGCUAAUACAAUUCUAACAAGAACUGCCAACUGGUGCAAUAGGGAGGUAGCAAGACAAACAAUACGACAUGAACCAGAGCAGACUGAUAAACUGCCUUUUCUUCCUAAGCAACUCAUUGAUUUAAAAGGCAUUUUGAUGCAAAAAGUUAUAAAAAUAUGAAGCCAUAUUGCAAAUAACAUGCAUUUUCCCUGGGGCAAGUUUACAAUGGCAGCUUUUAGGAGACAUUUCCUUUAUUCUUUUAAUGUUAUUAACAGCAACAAAAGAUAGAUGUGAAUGACACAGGCAGAGCUAUAGAAAUGAGGUCACGGUGUGUGUGUGUGUAUAUAUAUAUGUGUAUGUAUAUAUAUAUAUAUAUAUAUAUAUAUGACGGAAGGAUGAAACAGAGAAAUACGGGUUAUGCUUGAUUGAGAUCAUGUUCCUUAUCAGCAGGGUUAGAAAACAAGAUGCCGGUCUUUGGACUUUUUUCUGCGGACAUCAUUUGGAGUGGUGGUACAAAGAACUCCUGUGGAGCAUUCAUGAAAAUAAUUUGCCUGCCUGUUAACUCAAGGGUAAUUUUAUGGAGUUCAAAGGUUUAAAUGAUACCAAAAAAAUACAAGGAUUUAAGAAACUAAAGAAUGUCCAUAUGAAUAAAUAGAGUAACACAUUCCAUGAUCUGUGUCAUAGAGAAUGUAAAAACAAAUCUUAAUUUCUGUGAUGCUAAUAUGCUCUAGUUAUGUAACUCAGAGUAAGGAAAACACUAUUUUUUAACCCAGUCCUCCCUAUUAUGACCAAAGGAAAUGUAGCUAGUUGUAGG